AUGUCAACACCAAGUAUUCAGCAUCCCAAGUCUGCAGCCACUAUCUUCCUCGACCAACCACCAAGCUGCCUCCAAUUCUGCCCUGCAGCUCCAAAUCACUUCAUCAUAGGCACAUACUUGCUAUCCGAGAACAAGGAUGACGAUGGAACGGUCCACCAGACGAAGACGGGGAGCCUUCAACUGUGGACCAUCGACCCCGUGAAGAAUGAACUUUCUCUCCUGCAGAGAGAACCCCUCCCAUAUGCCGUCUUUGAUCUCCAUUUCCAUCCAAGAGAUCCAAGCAUCCUCGCUAUUGCCACAAGUGCCGCCUCCGUGGCCCUCUUCCGCCUCUCCCCAGAUCCCCAAUUCACCCUCACCCAUCUAUGGACCCUUCCUGUGCACGAGGACCCUUCUAUCCCGGCACUAUUCUUGGCCUGGGCACCAGCGAAAUGGUUCCAACGGGACCAUCAAGACGGCUUCGCCGUGACAUUCUCAGACGGCAGAACAAGCGUCUUUGGCACUCGUCCCGCCCUCACUGCCAACCAGGCAGACCUGUCAGAGCAAUCCAACGUCACCGACCUAGGCGCCUUUGAAGCCACCCAGCAGAUUGAGGUCUGGUUCGUGGCUCUGGCUUCACUCUCAGACCCAUCAGCGGGAAGCAAAAAUGCCAGCCUUCCCUAUAUGUUCACAGGCAACGACUUCGGAUCGCUGCACACCAGGCAGUUUGGCAACGGCGAAGCAUCGGCAGAGGAGGAUCAGGAACUGUUGCCAUCUCUCUUGCUUGACUACGAUGACCGCGCGCGCCAUCACACAGCGGGGGUAACGAGCAUCCUUCCCCUACCUCUUCCGCUUAGCGAGGGCGCUCCGCUGCUGCUUACCGGUAGCUACGAUGAAUAUCUGAGAGUGUAUCACGCCACGCGCCGGGGCCAGGUACUUGCUGAGGUGUGUCUGGGCGGCGGAGUCUGGCGGUUGCAGAUGCUCAAGACUGAGCAGGCCGUAUCUCCGGAGGGCGCCGAGGAGUGGAGGUUUUUGGUGCUUGCGAGUUGUAUGCAUGCUGGGACAAGGGUGGUGAGGGUGACCUGUCAACCAACUGGGGCCGAUGCAGACUCUAGCUGGAACAUUGAUGUUUUGGCCCAGUUUACGGAGCAUGAGAGCAUGAAUUAUGCCUCUGAUGUGUGGAAAGCGGACGGUGGGUAUGAUCUGGAAGGCAGGGAUAUAUCGGAGUUGGUUUGUGUAUCUAGUAGCUUUUACGAUCGAAGAGUGUGCAUAUGGAAGGUGGAUCUAUAG
Molecule: messenger RNA, 1266 nt
Organism: Aspergillus clavatus NRRL 1
Lineage: Eukaryota; Fungi; Ascomycota; Eurotiomycetes; Eurotiales; Aspergillaceae
Exons: 2
Coding region: 1-1266 (421 amino acids)
Molecular function (GO): protein binding
Source: RefSeq, a predicted model, not a curated record